AUGACAAGUAUUGAUGAUUUAUUUAAGAAGCCAGCUUUACCCAGCCAUAAGCGCAAAUUAGAACCUACUCGAGAUCCAAAUGAGAUAUAUAAAUCCGCAAAAUUGUCUGCGAACGGCCAUGCAAAAAGCAAUGGUAAACAGCCAGCAGUAGAAGAGGAUGACGAUAUUGAAGCCGGGCCUUCAGCUCCACCCGAAGAUGACGACGAAGACUAUGGACCAGAUAUUCCUGAUGAUGAAGAAGGGCGGUUCUUCGGUGGUGGCAUCACAAAAGAUGAAUCGGAAAUAUUAGAUUACAUGGAUGGACAAGAAAGCGCAGAGAUUGUUCCUGAAAAAAUAGAUUCUGCAUGGCUAAGAAAAAUGGCCCUAAACUUUGAGAAAAAGAUCACGAAGAAUGCUGAAUUAAGAGCAAAAUUUGAGAAUGACCCGCAGAAGUUUAUGGGUAGCGAGGCGGAUUUAGAUGCAGAUAUCAAAGCUCUGAGCAUUCUAUCAGAACAUCCGGAAUUAUACGGAGAAUUCGCGAAGUUGGGAUGUGUGGGGAGCUUGGUUGGAUUACUGGCGCACGAGAAUACGGACAUCGCAAUUGAUGCGGUAGAGAUUAUCAGUGAACUUACAGACGAAGAUGUGGAGGCUGAACAAGAACAAUGGAACGGAAUUGUAGAUGCUAUGAUCGAGGCAGAUUUACUGGAUUUAUUAAUUUCGAAUUUUGGAAGGUUUAAUGAAAGCAAUGAGUCGGAUAGGAGCGGCGUGUAUCAUGCAUUGUCUGUGUUGGAAAACCUGGCGUCAAGGGUAUCGCUUGCAGAAAAGAUCGGUCAGGAGACAAGCAUACUGAAUUGGUUAUUGAAUCGAAUACCGAGGAAAGAGUCUCCGGUGAGUCAGAACAAACAAUACUCGGCGGAAGUUAUGGCGAUUCUUCUACAAUCAUCUCCCCUCAACCGCCGUAAACUCUGCGAACUGGAUGGCGUCGAUCUCCUACUCCAAAUUCUGGCAGCUUAUAGGAAGCGCGAUCCAAUCAAAGGAACCGAGGAAGAGGAAUUCGUGGAAAAUAUUUUCGACGCCUUAACCUGCUGUGUUGAUGAGCCGGAAGGAAAACAGAAAUUUGUUGAAGCAGAAGGUGUCGAACUUUGUCUAAUUAUGAUCAAAGAAGGCAAAAUGAGUAAAUCGCGCGCACUCAGACUACUAGAUCAUGCAUUAGGAGGACAAACCGGCGCAGAAGUUUGUGAAAAAUUGGUGGAUGCAGCAGGUCUCAAGGUAGUAUUCGGAAUGUUCAUGAAGAAGAUCGACGGCCAGACAGUAGAACACCUGUUAGGAAUAUUCUCAAGUCUACUACGUCUCCUACCCGCCAAUCAGGCUGGUCGCAUCCGCACACUUGCCAAAUUUGUAGAAAAGGACUAUGAAAAGAUAAACAAGCUUGUGAAAUUUCGUCGAGAUUACGCAACACGGGUAGCCGCCGUCGAUGCUGAAAUCCGCAAGGAACAAGCGAGAAUGAGUGCAGAAGAAAGAGAGGAGACAGCGGAUGAGUGGUUAUCGAGAAGGUUGGACGCCGGCUUGUUUUGUUUGCAAACGAUUGAUGUUAUCUUGGCAUGGUUGGUGGCGGAAGAUGAAGGCGCGGAGAAAAAGAUUAGGGCGCUAUUGGCCGAGAGGGAUGAGGGGUUGGAGGUUUUGAGAGAGACUUUACAGGAGCAGUUGGAUACGUUGGUGGGGGGGGAGGAAGAGGGGAAUGGCGAUGGUGAUGGUGAUGGGGAAGAGAAGAUGAUGAGGGAUAUGUUGGGGACGUUGGUGCAGUUUUUGACAUAA
This is a messenger RNA of Sclerotinia sclerotiorum 1980 UF-70, 1794 nucleotides long. RefSeq lists its product as hypothetical. NCBI's taxonomy places the organism in Eukaryota, Fungi, Ascomycota, Leotiomycetes, Helotiales, Sclerotiniaceae. The record is from RefSeq and is a predicted model, not a curated record. The coding region runs from base 1 to 1794 and encodes 597 amino acids. Gene Ontology annotation, cellular component: spliceosomal complex. The transcript has 3 exons.